This is a messenger RNA of Cooperia oncophora, 1896 nucleotides long. NCBI's taxonomy places the organism in Eukaryota, Metazoa, Nematoda, Chromadorea, Rhabditida, Trichostrongylidae. The record is from the annotation of a GenBank genome assembly.
AUGCACGAUAUGAGCAGAGAGGGAAAACAGAAUACAUUGAUGAUUAUGACGACUAUGAGCCCAACCAUUUUCGUGAACGGGAUCCUCCAAAUAGAGAGACACGACAUCGUAAUCGCCCCUUCCAUCAGAUACCCUCCAGAAGUCACAGCUCACACGCGAUGGCUGUUCACGAGAGAACGUUUCCGGGUCGAUGAUCCUGUGAGCACUGGCGGAGCAAUGGUAGGCGACAGAUGCGUAUGGGUUUCUGAAAGCGGUCGUCACAAGGGCACUAUAAAAUUCAUCGGCCAUCUCAAGGGACACAGCAAUCUGUACGCCGGCGUGGAUUUUGACGAAAAAGUCGGAAAAGGCACGGGUGUUUUCCAAGGCGAGGUGCUCUUCCAGACGCCGGAGAAUCAUGCUGGUUUCGUGCUUCUUUCCGCUCUGGAAAUCAUUCCACGUCCAGUUGUAACGGCUGCAAAUGCUCAUAAUCGACCCAUUUCGUUGGUCCAGAAACAGGCUUCCGCUGAGUCUCUUCGUGACAUGCCAUCGCCUCCUGCUGUACCUCCACGACCGCAGAUGCAGGCCGAAGACUACAUGAUUGACUCGUUCACCGUUGGAAGUUGUGUGGAAGUCUGCCAUCUCGGUGCUUGUCGUUCGGGAGUCAUUCGAUGGAUUGGUGACGCAAUGAGUGACGAUCAUGAUCACAUUGAGCGAAGUGCAGUUGUUGAAUUGGAUGAUGUGUCCCCAUCUGGCUGGCGCCCUGCCUACGAAGCACCGAUGUCAAGUGCAGCCGACGUGAUGAACGGUGUCCUUGUGCCGACAUCCGCUCUCCGACGAGACCGUCGUGUGGACCCUAACGCUAUGAAUGAUAAAGCAGGCUCGCCCAAGCAGAUGAGAGCGGAUUUCGGCAGCAUCGAUAGCGGAAUCGAGCCGACGAAAUGUGAACCCUGGCGGAUCACUGAUGAUCUUGUUGGUCGAAUGAAAGGCAUUCAAGGACACAGAAAUAGCUGUUAUCUCGAUGCCACAUUAUAUGCCAUGUUCGUACAAAGUACUGCUUUCGACAGGUUACUUGAGCGACCAGCGAACAGAGAUGAUAUACCACAAUACCGGGAACUUCAACGUUUGCUAGCGACUGAAGUAGUGUAUCCUUUGAGAAAGUUCCACUACGUCCGCGCCGAUCACAUCAUGAAAGUACGUGAACUGCUCUCAAAAAGUCUGCCACAUAUGCGAGGGUUGACCAGUGAGGAGAAGGAUCCGGAAGAAGUACUGACGGCUCUUUUUGGACAACUGCUUAGAGCACCGCCGUUGGUUGAAUUAAUAAACCUGAAGGAUAACAAAGUGGAUCGGACAUAUCUUUGCCCGUUGAUUGUCGACGACUGGACGGCUGGUGUGGCCACUACGCAGCAUCUGCUUGAACGUUCGAUGCGAUCAGCGAAUGUUAAAUUUGCUUAUCCUCCAAAAACCCUCAUUCUGCAGCUGCCGCGAUAUGGUCAACAAAAGCUGUUUGAUAAGAUCUUGCCGUUGGAACGAAUCGAAAUUACUGGUCUUGUGAACAACGCUGUACAAGCUUGUCAUGGAUGUAGUAAGCCAGCUGAAGGAAUGUGUCCUGAAUGUUUCCUGUGCAAGCGGGUUACAUUAUCGGAGGUAUCCUUUUGUGUACCUUGUUCUACUCGUGUGCACUACAAUGCUGGGGAACAAGACCAUGCAAUGCGUUUGUUCUAUCCAAGUGGUCGUCCUGUCAAAAAACCUGCUCUUCACCGUAUGGUGUUAUCUGCUGUUUUGUGCAUUGAAACGUCACAUUACGUCGCAUUCGUUCGGUCACUUUCUGGGCGUUGGUUGUUUUUCGACUCUAUGGCAGAUCGAGAAGUUUUGAAAGGCAUUGUUACUUUCAUGAUUGUGAUGGUUUACUACUGCUAG